This is a messenger RNA of Symbiodinium sp. CCMP2592, 939 nucleotides long. The record is from the annotation of a GenBank genome assembly. NCBI's taxonomy places the organism in Eukaryota, Dinophyceae, Suessiales, Symbiodiniaceae.
AUGCUUCCCUUGGUCGUUGGCCUGGCACUGGUCCUCUUACUGAACUGCUCUUGGAUCGUCGCCGUUGUCAUCGUAGUUGCGCUCCUCCUGUUCUUCGUGUUGAACUUAAUCAUGCGUCAGGAGUCCAUGCUCUAUGUGCCCUGUGUUAUGCCGGGAAUGCAGACCCCAAGCGAUAACCCAGAAGGCAUGCGCAGCCCUGCUGACAGGCAGAUGAAGUUCGAAGAUGUCUUUCUGGAGACAGUUGAUGGCUUGCGAAUUCAUGCCUGGUUCUUGCCAGCCGGAGAUGAUGCAGCAACUCGGUCUGCACCGACGCUGCUGUUCUGCCACGCAAAUGCCGGGAAUAUUGGUCUUCGUAUUCCAAACUUCGAGCAUCUCAUCAAACGGCUGCAGGUGAAUGUAUUUGCCCUUGACUAUCGGGGAUAUGGUCAAAGUGAAGGAACUCCUUCCGAGGAGGGUCUCAUCGAGGAUGCCUUGUGUGCGUGGAGGUGGCUGCAAAAGGAAUCUAGUGCAGGGCGUAUAGAUGCGGAACAGCUUUUCGUUUUCGGCCGAUCUCUUGGUGGGGCAGUUACCAUAGCACUUGCUUCUGAGCUCCAGAAGCGUGCGCAACAGCCGUUCCCAAGAGGUCUCAUCUUAGAGAACACGUUUACAUCCAUUAGUGACGUUGUCAAUGCGCUGUUUCCCAUUUUGGCAUUCGAAAGCCUGAAAAAGCGGUUUCUUCGAAUAAAAUGGGAAAGCAUCCAGAGAGUUCCGGACCUCGAGGUACCAAUGUUGUUCCUCACAGGGGAAAAGGAUGAGAUGAUCCCUCCUUCCCACUCUCGACUUCUGCAUGCGCGAGCAGAAAAGUCAAGGCUGAAGCGGCAGGUGGUGUUUCCAGAGGGUCACCACAACGAUACGUGGGAGAAGGGUGGCGAGGAGUGGGCCAAUGCUCAAGUGUUGUGA